GUUGUUCAACUGCCGUCUCUUUGACACCUCUCUCUCUCUCUCUCUCUCUCUCUCUCUCUCCCUUUAACUUCUCCUUCCUCUUCCACCUUGAUCGAUCGAUGUCGAUCGAUCGAAAUCCCUAAUCGAGCGAGAAGAGGAGAUUGGAAGAAGAAGAAGCAAGGCGGGGGAGAUCUAUGGGUCUGUGCUACGGCAAGAACGUCUCCGUCGCCGAAGGCGGCGACGCCGACAAACGGAGGCAUGGAAAGGGUGGAGAAGUAACGGGUAGCCCCUCGCCAGCCACCCCGGCUAGCAAGAGCCGGACAGGAGGCAUCACCCCUUCCCACUCUUCGACCAGUACCGCCUCCCCCUACCCGCAAGGCUUCGCCAGUCCUCUCCCCGCCGGGGUUUCGCCUUCCCCUGCUAGGUCCACCCCGCGAAGGUUUCUGCGGCCCUUCCCUCCGCCGUCUCCGGCGAAGCACAUAAGGGCCGCCAUCGCGAAGCGGCUGGGCCCGCCGAAGCCGAAGGAAGGGCCGAUCCCUGAGGAUGAGGCGGGAGAGGAGGAGACGCCUCUGGAUAAGAAUUUCGGUUACGGGAAGAACUUCGGGGCGAAGUAUGAGCUUGGGAAGGAAGUAGGAAGGGGACACUUUGGCCACACGUGCUCGGCUACGGCCAAGAAAGGGGAGAUCAAGGGUCAACUUGUCGCCGUCAAGAUUAUCUCCAAAGCUAAGAUGACAACACCAAUAUCGAUUGAAGACGUUCGUAGAGAGGUCAAAAUCCUCAAAGCCUUGUCCAACCAUAAUAAUCUUGUCAAAUUUUAUGAUGCAUGUGAGGAUGCACUUAACGUCUACGUAGUCAUGGAACUAUGUGAAGGUGGAGAAUUAUUAGAAAGAAUUUUAUCCAGAGGUGGAAGGUACUCAGAGGAGGAUGCAAAAGCUAUAGUUAUUCAAAUACUGAGUGUAAUUGCCUUUUGUCAUCUUCAAGGUGUUGUGCAUCGUGAUUUAAAGCCAGAGAAUUUUCUUUUCACCACCAGAGAUGAAAAUGCUCAGAUGAAGUUGAUUGAUUUUGGUCUUUCCGAUUUUGUUAAACCAGAUGAAAGACUUAAUGACAUUGUGGGAAGUGCAUACUAUGUUGCCCCUGAAGUUCUACAUAGAUCAUAUAGCAUGGAGGCAGAUAUAUGGAGUAUUGGUGUUAUAACAUAUAUCUUGUUAUGUGGUAGUAGGCCUUUUUGGGCACGGACAGAAUCAGGAAUUUUCCGUGCUGUCUUGAGAGCUGAUCCCAACUUUGUGGAUUCUCCUUGGCCUGAUGUGUCUCCAGAAGCUAAGGAUUUUGUUAAAAGACUUCUGAACAAGGACUACAGAAAAAGAAUGACAGCUGCCCAAUCUUUAACACACCCUUGGUUGCGAGAUGAGCACUGUCAAGUUCCUCUGGAUAUACUAAUAUUUAAGUUAGUGAAGUCAUAUCUCCGUGCUACACCUCUAAAACGAGCUGCUUUGAAGGCGCUAUCCAAAGCCCUAACAGAGGAUCAGCUGUUUUAUCUAAGAUCACAGUUUAAGCUGUUAGCACCAAACGGAGAAGGUCACAUAUCGUUCGACAACUUUCGAAUGGCCCUAUUGCAAAAUGCAACAGAGGCAAUGAAGGAGAGUAAGGUUAUUGAUAUCUUAAAUGUGUUGGAGCCACUCUCGUACAGAAAGAUGGACUUUGAAGAAUUCUGUGCUGCUGCAAUCAGUCCCCAUCACCUCGAGGCCUUGGAUGGGUGGGAACAAAUGACAAGUACGGCUUUUGAGCACUUCGAGCGGGAGGGGAACCGAGCCAUCACCGUUAAGGAACUAGCUCAGGAAUUGAGCCUUCCGGCAACAAACUAUUCAGUUCUGAGAAGUUGGAUUCGACCUGAGGAUUGCAAAUUCAAUUUCCUCGGAUACACCCGAUAUUUACACGGUGUCACAAUACGCAGUGCAAACACACGGCAUCGGUAGAUUUCGCAACUUCUGAUGAUGUUUUUACUGAUAUUGACCCCUCACAACUUCUAAACAUGCCAUCGUUACUACAUUGUUUUUUUUUUCUAAGUGUUUAUUUGUUAAUAUAUUACAUAAUAACUUAUGUAAAGAAUUUACACGUGUUAAGAUAAAAUUUCAAAUGAAAGAAAGGUUAAAGUGAAGUUGUUAAGACA
This is a messenger RNA of Zingiber officinale, 2146 nucleotides long. RefSeq names its product CDPK-related kinase 3-like. Lineage: Eukaryota; Viridiplantae; Streptophyta; Magnoliopsida; Zingiberales; Zingiberaceae. Gene Ontology annotation, cellular component: nucleus; cytoplasm. Bases 174 to 1952 code for a protein of 592 amino acids. The transcript is spliced from 11 exons. Gene Ontology annotation, molecular function: ATP binding; calcium/calmodulin-dependent protein kinase activity; calcium-dependent protein serine/threonine kinase activity. Gene Ontology annotation, biological process: intracellular signal transduction; peptidyl-serine phosphorylation; protein autophosphorylation. The record is from RefSeq and is a predicted model, not a curated record.